GAUAUCAGAAGCCAUUGAACAUUAAGUCUGACGAAUUUCAGUAGCGUCCAACUGGAGAAACAUUCAAAAGCUAAAUAUCACUUGCAUUUUCUAAUUAAGAUAAUUAAAUAACAAAUCCCAAAAUGGAGAAUUAUAGUGAUUCAGAUACAGAAUCAGAUUUUUCUGAAUCCGAAACUGAAAAUGAAUACGAUCUCUGUUGCCAGCGUGGAUCUGGGACAUGUGCUUUGCCCUUUGAUCCCACAUCGAUUGAAAAUAUUAUUUUAUCUAUUAGUGAUCAGUUUAACUUUCGCAUACUUCUCAAUGAUAGCAGAGUAAAAAGUGCAAUUGCUAUAACUACAGGAUUGACUCUGGCUGGAAGUUUAAUCGGAAAACAUUAUGGAGGAAAAGUUGGAGCAGCUGUUGGCGGAGCGGUUGGUGGUGUGUGCGGGCUUGGAAUUAUUGCUGUGUCAAUGCGGGACAUUUGGCAAGAUAUAAAAGGCAAAUUGUCUGAAUUGUUCGAUAUCGUGUACGAUUACCUGGCCGGGCUGGGAAUCAACGAUUACAAAAUGGCCGCUAAGUUCUUGAUGCAAAACAGUUGGGACAGCAGACAGCUUGCCGGAAUCGUUUUACAAGUUUCGUCAGAUGUACUUGGAAAGAAAAUUUUAUCAAGCCUUAAUGCGGCGAUAUAAUUUAAUUUUGUUUACUUUCUGAAAGACUGAAUUUAUGACUUACGACUUUGAGACGUAUUGUAU
Messenger RNA from Danaus plexippus (monarch butterfly), 731 nucleotides. RefSeq lists its product as uncharacterized. The transcript is spliced from 2 exons. Lineage: Eukaryota; Metazoa; Arthropoda; Insecta; Lepidoptera; Nymphalidae. The record is from RefSeq and is a predicted model, not a curated record. The coding region runs from base 123 to 668 and encodes 181 amino acids.